Molecule: messenger RNA, 2049 nt
Organism: Monoraphidium neglectum
Lineage: Eukaryota; Viridiplantae; Chlorophyta; Chlorophyceae; Sphaeropleales; Selenastraceae
Product: Histone-lysine N-methyltransferase ash1
Exons: 4
Coding region: 1-2049 (682 amino acids)
Biological process (GO): regulation of DNA-templated transcription
Cellular component (GO): nucleus; chromatin
Molecular function (GO): histone H3K36 methyltransferase activity; protein binding
Source: RefSeq, a predicted model, not a curated record
AUGCGCAACCGAAUCGCGCCCCAGUACGCCUGCAUGGACGCCGCCGUCGCCUUCGCCCUUGCCGCUGGCGCCCCUGUCGCGAGCGGUGCGGCGACGCUCCUGCCAGAGGCGCGGCCCGGCUGCUGGUACGUGUACGAUUUUGCGCCCUCGCGGCCAGACACCACAGUGGCCGCAGUGCAGCGCUCGGUGGUGGCAGCGGCAGCGGCGCAGCAGCAGCAGCAGCAGCAGCAGCAGCAGCAGCAGCAGCAGCAGCAGCAAGAGCCGCUGAACGGCUCGGCGCAGGACGCCGCGACGGCCGCUGCGGUGGCCGACGCUGCGGACGCUGCCGCGGCGGAGGUGGCGGCGGUCAGGGCGGGGGCCACCCAUCUCGCGGCUGCCGAGGCUGCGACGGCGGGCUCCGCGCAGCGCCCCGUCAGCGCGGCGGCGCUGGCCGAGGUGGCGGCGAACAGGGCGGACGUUCUGGAGCGACUGGGCUGCGGCCCGGCGCAGGCGGCGGCGCUGGCGGCGUCCAUAGAAGCCGCGCUGCGGCGGCUGCCGGGCGGCUGGCAGGGGGAGGCGCCGCGGGACCUGGGGCUGCUGCUGUUUGCUGCGCUGCAGUGGGAGGCCAUGGCUGGGCCGCCGCCGCUGGUGCGCGUGGACGUGGGCAGCGGGCCCUGCAGCAAGCCGCGGCUGCGGCUGGAGGAGGGGCUGACGACAGAGGCUGAGCUGCAGGCGGGGGGCGCGUGGCCCGUGGGCGCGGAGCAGGACGCGGAGGGCGCAGCAGGGCAGCAGCAGCAGCAGCAGCAGCAGCAGCAGCAGCAGCAGCAACAGCAGCAGCAACAGCAGCAGCAGCAGCAGCAAGAGGAGCAGCGCACAAGGUUGGAGGCGGCAGCGGCCAAGGAUGGCAGCGGUGCUGUUGCAGGGGGCCGCAAGCGCCAGCGGCCACAGAGUGGGGAAGCCCGAGAGCCAAUGGUUGGUGCGCAAGAGGACAAGCAGCAGGCUCAGCAGCGUGAGCAGCAACAGCAGGUGCCAGCCGCCACUGCUGCUGCGGCGGCGGGGCCCACGCGCGCGCGGCGGGCCGCGUCCAGGCGUGUGGAGGCGGUGCUGGCGGCGGAGGCGGUGUUGGCUGUAGAGAGCGCCAGCUCUGAUUACUGGACCUCGUCAUCGUCGGAAGAGGAUGACUCAGAUGACGGGGAUGGGGAAGAGGGGGAAAACGGGGAGGGUGGACGGCAGCAGCAGGGAAAGCAGCCGCAGCAGCCGGCAAAGAGGCAGCGGCAGCAGCAGCAGGCCCCCCGCGCCCCGCCCAAGCCGCGUGUCAAGCAGCGGGGCGUGUCGCCGGCCGUCACGGCAGCCGCGCCGGGGCGAGCCGCGUCCCCGCCGCCGCCUGGCGGGCCGCCCCAGUACCAGCUCAUCCCCCGCAACCUGCGCAUCUUCAGCAGCGCGGCCGCGGCGCCGGAACCCGCGCCGCCGCGCUGCGGCUGCGACCCCGCAUGCGGCCAGGCCUGCCGGGAGGAGGACGGCUGCAUGAAUCGCCUGCUGCGCAUCCAGUGCGGCCCGGGUCCCGCCGGCUGCGCGUGCGGGGCCGCGUGCCGCAACCAGGAGGUCGCCUCGGGCCGGGGCGCGGCCGUGGAGGCCGGCUGGGCGGGGGCCGCCAAGGGCUGGGGGCUGUUUGCGCGCAACCACAUCCCUGGGGGCGCCUUUGUGGCUGAAUUUGUGGGGGAGGUGCUGCAGCUGGCGGCGGCGGCGGAGCGGCUGGCGGCGCGCGCGCGGGAGGGGGCGCGCGGCGCGUUCGCCUUUGACCUGACUCCCAGCGGCGGGGAGGUGGUGGACGCGACGCACAUGGCGGGGGGCCCGGCGCGAUUCGUCAACCACAGCUGCGAGCCCAACUGCGAGUGGCAGAACUGGGACGUGCGCGGGGAGCAGCGGCUCUGCCUCUUCACGCUGCGGGGCGUCACCGCGGGGGAGGAGCUCACGGUGGAUUACGCAUUCAGGGCGCACGCCACCGCUGAGUCAGCGUGCGCUUGCGGGGCGGCGCGCUGCGCCGGGCGCGUGCCGGAGGUGCUGGCGUGA